Molecule: messenger RNA, 3673 nt
Organism: Odobenus rosmarus divergens (Pacific walrus)
Lineage: Eukaryota; Metazoa; Chordata; Mammalia; Carnivora; Odobenidae
Gene: TBC1D8B
Product: TBC1 domain family, member 8B (with GRAM domain)
Exons: 21
Coding region: 169-3531 (1120 amino acids)
Molecular function (GO): calcium ion binding
Source: RefSeq, a predicted model, not a curated record
CCUACGUGGGAGAGAAGGGAGGGUUGGGGGAAGUGUGGAAAACCUGAACCCAAGCCGCUGCAGCCUUAGGAAGAUUUGGUGGGAGGAGAAGUAGAGGGAAAUAGACGGGUGGAGGGGGAGGUGAGGAGGGCAUCUGGGUCGCUGCUGCCGGGCGGCACAAAGUUCGCGAUGUGGCUAAAGCCUGAGGAAGUGCUCCUGAAAAAUGCGCUGAAGCUGUGGCUGAUGGAAAGGUCCAACGACUACUUCGUGCUGCAGCGGCGUCGGGGCUACGGUGAGGAAGGCGGAGGGGGUCUCACAGGGCUUCUGGUUGGGACUCUUGAUUCAGUUUUAGACUCUACUGCUAAAGUUGCUCCAUUUCGCAUCCUACACCAGACACCAGAUUCUCAAGUUUACCUGUCAAUUGCAUGUGGAGCCAACAGAGAAGAAAUAACCAAACAUUGGGAUUGGUUGGAACAAAAUAUCAUGAAGACCUUAUCUGUGUUUGAUUCAAAUGAAGAUAUUACUAAUUUUGUACAAGGAAAGAUAAGAGGAUUGAUUGCUGAAGAGGGAAAACAUUCUUUUGCAAAAGAAGAUGAUCCUGAGAAAUUUCGAGAAGCCCUUUUGAAAUUUGAAAAAUGUUUUGGUUUACCAGAGCAGGAGAAGUUAGUGACCUAUUACUCAUGCAGUUAUUGGAAAGGACGGGUUCCUUGUCAGGGAUGGCUCUAUCUUAGCACCAACUUUCUGAGCUUCUAUUCUUUUUUGUUGGGAUCAGAAAUAAAACUCAUUAUCUCCUGGGAUGCAGUCUCAAAACUUGAAAAGACUUCAAAUGUUAUACUAACAGAGAGUAUUCAUGUGUGUUCCCAAGGGGAGAAUCACUACUUUUCAAUGUUUUUGCAUAUUAAUGAAACAUACCUUCUUAUGGAACAGCUGGCAAACUAUGCUAUAAAGAGACUUUUUGAUAAGGAAACAUUUGCUAAUGACCCAAUCCUUGAUGAUCCUCUACAAAUCACCAAGAGAGGUCUGGAAAAUCGAGCCCACAGUGAGCAGUUUAAUGCUUUUUUUAGGCUCCCCAAAGAAGAGACUUUGAAAGAAGUACAUGAAUGUUUCUUAUGGGUACCAUUCAGCCACUUUAAUACUCAUGGAAAAAUGUGCAUCUCAGAAAACUAUAUCUGCUUUGCUAGCCAGGAUGGCAAUCUAUGUUGUGUAAUCAUUCCAUUACGAGAGGUCUUAGCUAUAGAUAAGACAAAUGAUUCCAGCAAAUCUGUCAUCAUUAGCAUCAAAGGAAAAACAGCUUUUCGCUUCAGUGAAGUUAAAGACUUUGAGCAGCUGGUGGCAAAACUCAGACUCAAGUAUGGGGCAGCUUCAACUCAGUAUCACGAUGUUAGCACAGAGAUUCCUAUUAGUUCUGAUUCUACAGACCCAUCUGAUAAUACUGAAGUACGAUCUUUGACAUGUCAGAAAGAAUGCAGUAAAACUGUGAACACUGAAGCCUUAAUGACAGUAUUUCACCCUCAGAAUUUGGAGACUCUUAAUUCCAAAAUGUUGAAAGAAAAGAUGAAGGAACAGUCAUGGAACAUCCUAUUUGCAGAAUGUGGGCGUGGUGUUAGCAUGUUUCGGACCAAAAAGACUCGAGAUCUGGUUGUAAGAGGGAUUCCAGAGACCUUAAGAGGAGAGCUCUGGAUGCUUUUUUCAGGUGCUGUUAAUGACAUGGCUGCUAAUCCUGGCUAUUAUGCUGAAGUGGUUGAGCAGUCCUUAGGGACCUGCAACUUGGCUACUGAAGAAAUUGAACGUGAUUUGCGUCGCUCCCUGCCUGAACACCCAGCCUUUCAGAGUGACACUGGCAUAUCUGCUCUGAGGCGGGUACUCACUGCUUAUGCAUAUAGGAAUCCCAAAAUUGGAUACUGCCAGGCAAUGAACAUCUUAACUUCAGUGCUGCUUCUGUAUGCAAAAGAGGAAGAAGCUUUUUGGCUUCUGGUUGCUGUGUGUGAACGAAUGUUGCCUGAUUAUUUUAACCGUCGAAUCAUUGGUGCCUUGGUGGAUCAGGCAGUCUUUGAAGAACUUAUCAGGGAUCACCUUCCCCAGCUGACAGAACACAUGACUGAUAUGACAUUCUUUUCCUCAGUUUCUCUCUCAUGGUUCCUCACACUUUUUAUUAGUGUGCUGCCAAUUGAAAGUGCAGUGAAUGUGGUGGACUGUUUCUUCUAUGAUGGAAUAAAAGCCAUUUUACAGCUGGGAUUGGCAAUACUUGACUAUAAUUUGGACAAACUGCUCACAUGUAAAGAUGAUGCUGAAGCCGUGACAGCUUUAAACAGGUUCUUCGACAAUGUUACUAAUAAGGAUAGCCCAUUGCCUUCAAGUGUUCGGCAGGGUUCAAACGUGAGUGAUGAAAAAAGCAGUCAUAUUAGAGUGGAUAUUACAGAUUUGAUUAGAGAGUCAAAUGAGAAAUAUGGUAAUAUUCGCUAUGAAGAUAUAUACAGCAUGCGCUGUCGAAAUAGGUUAUAUGUCAUACAGACCCUAGAGGAAACGACAAAGCAGAAUGUGUUGCGUGUUGUAUCACAAGAUGUGAAAUUGAGCCUUCAUGAACUGGAUGAACUUUAUGUCAUCUUUAAGAAAGAGCUGUUUUUUUCUUAUUAUUGGUGCUUGAGCUGUCCAGUCCUAAAGUACCAUGACCCCAGUCUGCCAUAUUUGGAACAGUAUCAGAUUGACUGCCAGCAGUUCAGAGUGUUAUAUCAUUUGUUGAGUCCCUGGGCUCAUUCUGCAAACAAAGACUCACUAGCCUUAUGGACAUUCAGAUUGUUGGAUGAAAACUCUGACUGCCUUAUAAACUUCAAAGAAUUCUCCUCUGCAAUUGAUACAAUGUACAAUGGAAAUUUCACUGAGAAGCUUAAGCUGCUUUUUAAGCUGCAUAUUCCUCCAGCUUAUACUGAAGUGAAAUCUAAGGACCCUUCAAAAGGAGAUGAACUUUCCAAGGAAGAAUUACUUUAUUUCAGUCAGCUCCAUGUUUCUAAGCCUGCAAAUAUGAAGGAAGCAGAAUCACCAAAAAACAGCCCUGAAAAAGGCAAAGAGAAAGUUGAUAUUCAAGCAUAUCUAAGUCAAUGGCAAGAUGAGCUUUCCAAAAAACAAGAAAACAUUAAGGAUUUACCAAGAAUGAAUCAGUCACAAUUCAUUCAGUUUUCAAAGACCCUAUAUAACUUAUUUCAUGGGGACCCUGAAGAAGAGUCGUUAUAUCAAGCCAUUGCUGUUGUAACCAGCCUUUUGCUCAGGAUGGAAGAAGUUGGAAGGAAACUACAUAGCCCCACAGCAUCAGCCAAAGAAUUCUCUGGUACAGUCUGUGCUUCUGGAGGACCCAGUGAGGGGAAAACAGAGAGCCACUUGAAGAAAGAUCCCUCCUCUCUGAGGGAAGAACCUCAGUGGUCAUUUGCAUUUGAACAGAUUCUUGCGUCUUUGUUGAAUGAACCAGCAUUGGUGAGGUUUUUUGAGAAACCCAUAGAUGUAAAAGUGAAACUAGAAAGUGCAAAAACCUCUCAGUUAAGCUGUAGAACCAAGAUGUAAAUCUCUUAACAGGAAUUGCCUAUUAUAGACAAGUUUACUAAGAUUCCUAUAGCUGUCAGUUUGAUUCUUGGGAAUAGGGAUCAGGGAUUUAUCUUGAUACCAAUGUGCUUGAAGGUUAAAAAAAAAAGAUAUGUGGAAGCAC